Messenger RNA from Naegleria fowleri, 1551 nucleotides. RefSeq lists its product as uncharacterized. The transcript is spliced from 2 exons. Gene Ontology annotation, molecular function: microtubule motor activity; ATP binding; microtubule binding. NCBI's taxonomy places the organism in Eukaryota, Heterolobosea, Eutetramitea, Acrasida, Naegleriidae. The record is from RefSeq and is a predicted model, not a curated record. Gene Ontology annotation, biological process: microtubule-based movement. The coding region runs from base 1 to 1551 and encodes 516 amino acids.
AUGAAAAGAAACAAAGAGAAUCAGAACAAGAGCUUGAAAAAAAGAAAAAAGAGAUGGAGAAGGAGCUCGAGAAACAAGCAGAAAAAAAAGGCAAAGGAAUCGGAAAAACAAAACUCAGCUAACUCUGAAAUGCAAAAAACAAUCGAAAAACUGAAACAAAAGAAUUCGCAACUCGAAGAAAAGGUUGUCACUUUGGACAAGAGCAUUGCCGAUAUGAAGCAAAAGCACUCGAAAGAGUUGAAAGAGGCUGCAGACAAGCUAAAGGAACAAAAGGAGGGCUCCUUGAAACAUGCUCAAUUGAAGAUAGUGAGAAUGAAAAAACAAAUUCAAGCAGUUAAACUGGAAAAUGAUUACCUCAAGGUUGAGGCUCAAGAAAUGCAAAAAGAAUUUCUUGCCUCACUCCACAAAAUAUCCUCAACAGCGCUCAAGAAGCUCAUGGAUGGUUAUAAGGAUCUUGAAGAAAAAUACAAGAAGGAACUCAAAGAAAGGCGAUUGCUGUACAAUCAACUUCAAGACCUGAAAGGUAAUAUUAGAGUCAACUUGAGAGUGAGGCCAUUACUUCCUGAAGAUGGGCAAACUGAAAAUUGCAUUGAAUGUAUUGACGACAAGGAGGUGAAAAUCUAUGACAAGGAGGCUAAAAAGUCAUACAAAUUCGAGUUUGAUAGUGUAUUCGGAACAGAUUCCACACAAGCUCAAGUAUUUGAAGAUGUCAAACCUUUGGCAACUUCUAUUUUGGAUGGAUAUAAUGUUUGUAUAUUUGCCUAUGGACAAACCGGUUCUGGUAAGACUUUUACCAUGGAAGGCCCUCCCAACAAUCGAGGAGUCAAUUACAACACUCUAGAUGAGGUAUUCUUUAUGAUUAAAGAGAGAAAAGGGGAAUAUAAUUAUGAAGUUGAAGUAGCGGUUAUGGAAAUUUAUAACGAAAACCUUCAUGAUCUGCUCACAAAGGAUAAGACCAAGCUUGAAAUUAUGCUCAGCAACAAGGUGACUAUUCCAGGCCUGACUAGGAUAAAAGUUAACUCCUCAGAUGACGUAAGGAAAGUGCUCUCUCAAGGUUAUGAAAACAGAGCGACUGGUAAUAACAACAUCAAUGCUCAUAGUUCCAGAUCUCAUUGCAUCGUCAGCGUUUUUGUUGAAGGAGUGAAUCUCUAUACUCAGCAAAAACUGUCUGGAAAGCUCCACUUGAUUGAUUUGGCUGGAAGUGAAAGACUAAAGAGAACUGAUGUUAAAGGUGACCGGUUGAAGGAGGCUCAAAACAUCAACAAGAGUUUGAGCGCUUUGGGAGACGUUAUUUCAUCUCUUUCAUCAAAGAAGAGCCACAUUCCAUACAGAAAUUCUAAGCUUACUUCCCUGCUUCAAGAUUCACUAGGCGGAAAUUCCAAGAUGCUCAUGUUCGUGAAUGUUAGCCCAACGGUUGAAAGCUGCCCAGAAACGCUGUGCUCCCUUGGGUUUGCUCAACGAGCACGAACAGUUGAAUUAGGAAAAGCCCAAAAGAAUAUUGUUUCUCAAGGCACGACAACAACUGCUUCUUCCAGUAAUAGCAAUAACUAG